AUGGAUCAGCAACGAUUCCUGCAGCAAUUGCAGAUCAUUCUCGACCCCUCCCAGGGCAAUGUUAAGGAAGCGACCGCUGUUCUGCAGAAGGAAUUCUACAGCCAGCCCGAGUCUCUAGUCCUCCUCAUCCAGAUUGCCACCGCCCACGAUGACUCCAACCUCCGUCAGCUCGCCGCUGUCGAGUCCCGAUCCCUCGUUGCGAAGCACUGGUUGAAGGUCGGCAAUGAGCAGAAGCCCCAGGUCCGGGAGCAGCUGCUCCGCUCCACCAUGGGCGAGAGCUCCUCCCUCGUUCGCCACUCUAUUGCUCGGAUUAUCUCGGCCAUUGCCAAGAUUGACCUGAACGACGGCGAGUGGGGUGAUCUGCCCAACAUUCUCCUCCAGGCUGCCGACAGCGGUAACCAGGACGAGCGGGCCGUUGCCAUCUACAUCCUCUUCACCAUCCUCGAGACUCUUGGCGAGACCUUCGAGGAGAAGUUCCAGGACUUGUUCACCCUAUUCAGCAAGACCAUCCAAGAUCCCGAGAGCGCCGAGGUUCGCAUCAACACCCUGCUGGCUUUGAGCAAGCUGGCUAUGUACAUUGAGCCCGAGCUGCACCCUGGUCCUGUCAAGGCUUUCCAGGAUAUGGUUCCCUCUAUGGUUGCUGUCCUCAAGAACGCUAUCGACCAGAGCGAGGAGGACCGCAUCAUGCAGGCCUUCGAGGUCUUCCAGACUCUCCUUGGCUGCGACUCUGCCCUCCUGAACGUUCACCUCAAGGACUUGGUCAUGUUCAUGAACGAGUUGUCCGCCAACACCGAGGUUGAUGAGGACACUCGCACCCAGGCCAUCAGCUUCUUGAUGCAGUGCAUUCAGUACCGUAAGACCAAGAUCCAGGGUCUUCGUGUUGGUGAGCAGCUUACUCGCACUGCUCUGCACAUUGUCACCGAGCUCGACGACGACUCCGCUGCCGAUGACGAUAUCACUCCUCCCCGCUCUGCCCUGGCGUUCCUCGAUUUGCUCUCCCAGACCCUUCCUCCCAGCCAGGUCGUUGUUCCUUUGCUCCAGGCUCUCGGCCAGUACUUCAACAACAGUGACCCUAACUACCGCCGUGCCGGUAUCCUCGCCCUGGGCAUGUGUGUUGAGGGUGCUCCCGAUUUCAUCAGCACUCAGAUGAAGGAUAUCUUCCCCAUUGUUUUGCAGCUGCUUGCCGACGGCGAGUACAAGGUCCGCAUGGCUUCCUUGCACACUGUUGCUCGUCUCGCCGAUGACCUGGCCGAGGACCUUGCUGCUCAACACCAGGCUCUUAUGCCCCUGCUCUUCCAGAACCUGACCAGUGCCAUGCAGGAGUACAAGGGUGAGGAGGAGGGCCCUAUCGUCGAUAUCAUCAAGGCGGGCAUCAGCGCCAUUGAUGCCGUCGUUGAUGGUCUCGAUGAGAAGGACGUUGCUCCUUACCAGUCUGAGCUCGUCCCCAUCCUCCACAACCUGUUCAAGCACCCCGACUUCAAGAUCAAGUCACUUGCUGCCGGUGCCCUUGGAUCUCUCGCCUCGUCCUCCGGCGACUCUUUCCUGCCCUUCUUCGACGACUCUAUGCACUUGCUGCAGGAGUUCGCCGCUGUCAAGGAUAGUGAGGCCGAGCUUGACCUGCGCGCCAGUGUCACUGACGCCAUGGGUGAGAUGGCCGCUGCUGCUGGUCCUGAGCGCUACCAGCCUUACGUGGAGCCUUUGAUGCGCGCCACUGAGGAGGCUCUCAACCUUGGUCACUCUCGCCUCAAGGAGAGCACCUACAUCUUCUGGGGCGCUAUGUCCAAGGUGUACGGUGAACACUUCACUCCCUUCCUCGAGGGUGCUGUCAACGGUCUUUUUGCCUGUCUUGAGCAGGAUGAGACCGACUUUGAUGUCUCUCUGGGUGAGAUGGGCAAGGACCUUGUUGGCCAGGAGGUGACCGUUGCCGGCCGCAAGAUCAAGGUUGCCAGUGCUGACGAUGACGAUGAGUUCGAUGGCGAGAUUGAGGACAUCGACAUUGGUGACGACGAGGAUGAUUGGGAUGAUAUCACUGCUACCACCCCUCUCGCUCUCGAGAAGGAGAUCGCUGUUGAGGUCAUUGGUGACCUUGUUACCCACACCCGCAGCUCCUUCUUGCCCUACUUCGAGAAGACUAUCGAGCAGGUCAUGCCCUUGUGCGAUCACCACUACGAGGGUGUUCGCAAGAGCACCAUCAGCACUCUUCACCGCUCCUACGCCAUGCUGUUUGCCAUUGCUGAGGAGAACGACCAGAUGGCCAAGUGGCAGCCCGGUCUUCCCUUGCAGGUUCAGCCUGCUAAGGAGGUCCAGAAGUUCGGAGAAAUCCUCAUGACUGCCACCAUUAAGAUGUGGACCGAGGAAGAGGAUCGUGCUACCGUUGCCGACAUCAACCGCAACAUGGCUGAGAACCUCCGCUUCUGCGGUCCCGCCCUCAUCGCUGAUGAGAGUGUUCUUACCAACGUGAUCCACCAGAUCACCGACAUCAUUUCGAAGAAGCACCCUUGCCAGAUGGAGUUCGAUGAUGAGGAGGAGACUGCCGAGGAGACCUCUGAGUUUGACUGGGUCGUCGUUGACACUGCUCUCGAUGUUGUCUCCGGUUUGGCUACUGCCCUUGGCUCCAGCUUCUCUGAGCUGUGGAAGGUGUUCGAGAAGACCAUCCUCCGCUACGCCAGCAGCAGCGAGUCCCUCGAGCGUGCCACCGCCGUCGGUGUUCUUGCUGAGUGCAUCAACGGAAUGGGUGGUGCCGUCACUCCCCUCACCAGCACAUUCCUCAAGCUGCUGUUGCACCGCCUCGCUGAUGAGGACCCCCAGACUCGCUCUAACGCUGCCUACGCCGUCGGUCGCUUGGUCGAGCACUCCAACGCCGGUGACGAGAUGGCCAAGGCCUACCCUACCAUCCUCACCCGUCUCGAGCAGUGUCUCCAGAUGGACGUUUCCCGCCUGCAGGACAACGCCACCGGCUGUGUUAGCCGCAUGAUCCUCCGCAACCGCGAGGCCGUCCCCAUCGCCGACGUUCUCCCCGUUCUGGUCAACAUUCUUCCCCUGAAGAACGACUACGAGGAGAACGACCCCCUGUACCGCAUGAUUUGCCAGCUGUACAAGUGGGAGGACGCCACUGUCCGCGAGCUCACUCCCCGUCUGCUCCCCGUCUUCCAGGCUGUUCUCAGCGAUGAGAACCAGCUGGAGGAUGAGCGCCGUAGCGAGCUCAUUGAGCUCGUGAAGUGGCUCAACCAGAUGCAGCCUGGCUCUGCCCCCUGGGCUGAGCAGCUGUAA
This is a messenger RNA of Penicillium odoratum, 3270 nucleotides long. Its product is annotated as putative importin beta-4 subunit. Gene Ontology annotation, cellular component: cytoplasm; nucleus. The coding region runs from base 1 to 3270 and encodes 1089 amino acids. Gene Ontology annotation, molecular function: small GTPase binding; nuclear import signal receptor activity. Gene Ontology annotation, biological process: protein import into nucleus. Lineage: Eukaryota; Fungi; Ascomycota; Eurotiomycetes; Eurotiales; Aspergillaceae. The transcript has 3 exons. The record is from RefSeq and is a predicted model, not a curated record.